This is a messenger RNA of Cannabis sativa, 2458 nucleotides long. Its product is annotated as protein PHYTOCHROME KINASE SUBSTRATE 4. The record is from RefSeq and is a predicted model, not a curated record. The transcript has a single exon. Gene Ontology annotation, biological process: phototropism. Lineage: Eukaryota; Viridiplantae; Streptophyta; Magnoliopsida; Rosales; Cannabaceae. Bases 128 to 1951 code for a protein of 607 amino acids.
AUAAUAGUAUAAUAUAUAGUCAUAUUUAUAUGUGGCUUAUUUUGAGCCACGUCUCCCAAUACCAUCUUUUUCUCUCAUUGUUUUUGGUAUGUGACUUAACACAUAACUAUAUAUAAACACACAUAAUAUGUAUAUACACCAUAUUCAUAAUCCAAACUAUGUGUAUUUACACACAUACACAAUACCAUAUAUAAAUUUAUCUCAAAAUCAUCAAAAGAAGAAAGAUCACAACAACAAUGAUGAUUUGAUGAUGAUGAAGAUGAUAACAAUGGAGGAGAGAUCAUCAAGAGUAGAGAAAACCAAUUCAACUCCAACAAUAAUGGCUGACGACUCAACUGAGAUAAGCAUAUUCGAUGCUCAAAAAUACUUCAACGACCUCAACCUUCUAAACCCUCCUCAAAAACCCACUUCCACUCCCGCCGUCGCCGGCGCCGGCGCCGCCGUAUCCGGCGGCGGAGGUGGCGGAAACCGAGUUUCACCUCUAGCCGAAAACAUCGCCGAGCCUUCCAGAUUCUCCUCAGCCUCUUCCUCAAUCGAUAGCUAUAACAAUAUCAACAAUAAAACUCACCGGAACUCACAGACGAUGAGAAGAACCCGAUCUUUCCGAUCAACCGCCACCACACCCACCGCCUCUUCCGAAGCCAGCUGGAACAGUCAAACCGGUCUCCUCUCCGCUCCUCCCGGAUCCUUAUCCGUCUCAUUCAAACACCCACUUUCUUCCGACAAACGCACGGCGGCCCCGGCGCCGGCGCCGCCGUUCUCCGGCGGAGUCAGGUGGCUAAAUUUAAGAAGAAAGUGUCCUUGUCUCUGCAAAAAAUCCGUUCAAGUCAAAGAAAAUCCUGUACGGACAAUAUCGGAAAGUCAUAUCCCGAUACCGCAAAUAGCAUUACCACCAUCGCCGUCGCCGUCGCCGCCGCCUGCGGCGGCCGAGAGAUUAGUACAUUGUAGUAUUAAGUCAACAAUGGCUGAGAUUAGAUCUGGUACAAUUGGUAAUAAUACUAAUUUCGAACAGAAUUGGGGAAAUAUCAAUUCUCAUCAUCACCAUCAUCAUCAAAUGAGAAGAUCGUUGCAGAGUAAUAAUAAUGGAAAAUCAAAUAUUGGGUUUACUUUUCCAAUUCUGAAUAAUCAAGCUUCAUCAUCAUCAUCAACAACAAUGGCGGAAUUCGAAGAUCCAGCUAGAGAUUCACUCGAGAUAUUCAGUCCACCAUCUCAUAGUAAUCGAAUAUCAUUAAAUAAUAACACUCGUAAUUUCACUUUCUUAACUAGUCCCACAUCGAGAAUGAGAACACUCAACGCCCCCUUUAUUAAUAACACCACCAAUGGUCAAAUCAGUAAUAUUACUUAUGUCGACGUGGACGACGGAGCAAGCGAUGCCAGCUCAGAUCUUUUCGAAAUAGAAAGUUUUACAACUCAGCAAACGACCACAACUGAAUCCACAACGACCACAGCGGCUCACCCUUCCAUGUUCCUUUUCAACCGCCAACGGCGAGAUUCCCUCGAAGAAGCGGCCGCAAUGCGGCGGUUUCCUCCGAUCUCCGCUGCUUUGUAUCAUCCGAUUUCGGGUUUGACGGCGGCUGAUUAUGGUUACGAGCCUAGUGAAGCUAGCAUUGAUUGGAGUGUGACUACCGCCGAGGGGUUUGAUAGAGCGAGCGUGGCUAAUGCUUCCGAGGCUGAUUUUGGGGAAUAUUUGGUUGCGACGUCGUCGGGGCAGCCGCCACAUGUGGCGGCGGUGGAGAAGAAUAGGAGGAGGUCUUCGGGUAAUGGGUUGUUGAUGAGUUGUAGGUGUGAGAAGGCGGUAAGUGUGGGGCCAGGUCCGAGGCCGAUGUCAAGGGUUGUGACUCGGCCGAGCUCUUCUAGUGGUGGCGGUGAGCGUGCACGGGCGGUGGGGCAAGGGAUUUCGCUUUCGUCGAGCUCUACUUUGGCCAUGUGGGCGGUGGGCCAGAAAGGUUGAAUUUUGUCCAAUUCCGAGUUGUAUUGAAAGAGUUAUGGUCAAAAUACGAGUUUUUUUGUGGGGCUAGGUCAAGCUCGACGGGUGGUGUCUGUGGCGGUGAGCACGGACGGGUUUUGGGGCCGGGGAUAUCGCUUUCGUUGAGCUCUACAUUGGCCAUGUGGGUGGGUCAGAGAGAAUUAGGGUUUUCUUUUUUACAAACAUGUAGUGUGCAUGGGUGCAUGCAUGGCUAAGACUCUAUCCAGUUCCCUCUCUUUAUAUUGCUUGGUUAUUAUUUACUAUUUAUUUUUGUUUUAUUCAAUUUUAAUUCUUUAUUUUGUUUGUAAGUAGUAAUAGUAGUAGUAGUAGUAGACAUUUUUCCAUGAUGGUCAUGUUAUGUGUUUUGUUUUUUUAUGUUAGAGUUUGUGUUUUUAAUGAUUUUAGUUUCGAUUUUAUGUUGGGAUUGUGGAAUAUUCGUGUCUGUCUGUUAUUAAUAUUUAGGAAUUAUUUAAUAACACUUGGUUGCUAUAA